Messenger RNA from Nannospalax galili (Upper Galilee mountains blind mole rat), 219 nucleotides. Its product is annotated as noncompact myelin-associated protein-like. The coding region runs from base 1 to 219 and encodes 72 amino acids. Gene Ontology annotation, molecular function: structural constituent of myelin sheath. NCBI's taxonomy places the organism in Eukaryota, Metazoa, Chordata, Mammalia, Rodentia, Spalacidae. The record is from RefSeq and is a predicted model, not a curated record. The transcript has a single exon. Gene Ontology annotation, biological process: peripheral nervous system myelin formation; regulation of myelination. Gene Ontology annotation, cellular component: plasma membrane; paranode region of axon; Schmidt-Lanterman incisure.
AUGACCAGGGGAGAAGACGUCCUAGAUAAGAGUUCUGCAGCCAUCCUGGCUGCCAUCGUCAUGGUUGUCAUCAUCAUUGUCACAGUGGUUCUGAUCCUGCUGAAAACGUACAAAAGGAGAAUGAGUGCGAGGAGGGAGCUGGAACCCAAAGGCCUGAAGUUAGCUGUCCCUCCUGCCCUGGACACAAACAGCAGCAGCAGUGGCAGCCUGCGACUGUGA